CGAUCAGGGCUUUUAUUUGUUCCUAAAACCCUAACCCUGACUUCUCGUCUACCUUUCUCCGGUGACGAUGGGUAAGGUGGUAAGCGGUGGUGUGGCCAAGGGGAAAAAGAAAGAAGCGACGUUCACGAUUGAUUGCGAUGGAGGAUAAAAUCAUGGAGAUUGCCUCAUUGGAGAAGUUCUUGCAGGACCGGAUCAAAGUUGGCGGUAAAGCCGGAGCUCUGGGCGAUGCCAUUACCAUUUCUCGAGAUAAGAAGAAGAUCACGGUAACCCCUGACUCAACAUUCUCCAAGAGGCAUUGGGUUGUUUCCGUAUCGAUUUUCGUUCUCAGGGCUCUAAGAGGAUUGGGUUCUUUAUUUUUAGCAAUGCAAAUUGUCACAUAGUUUAAUUCUUUCGAAGCAAGUGUAUUUGACUUACAGCUGCAGGAAUGGCGUAUGGAAAACUUAUUAGUUUUAUGAUUUCUCAACUCAAUCCAAUCUUUCAUCUCUCAGGCAUAGAGGGUGCAUCACCGCAAGCAUAUGGCCUGGUAUAUAUAUCUUUUGUUACUAUAUGAUGAGAGAAAGAUAAUAAUCAAAAAUUGUCUUUGCUGUUUCUGGAUAAUUUCUACUUCAUUGUGCUUGCUGUUUCUGGAUUAUGUUGCCAUUUGUUGUUUGGAUGGAUCAUCUAUUAA
Molecule: messenger RNA, 667 nt
Organism: Cynara cardunculus var. scolymus (artichoke)
Lineage: Eukaryota; Viridiplantae; Streptophyta; Magnoliopsida; Asterales; Asteraceae
Product: 60S ribosomal protein L22-2-like
Exons: 5
Coding region: 138-380 (80 amino acids)
Biological process (GO): cytoplasmic translation
Cellular component (GO): ribosome
Molecular function (GO): RNA binding; structural constituent of ribosome
Source: RefSeq, a predicted model, not a curated record